Molecule: messenger RNA, 1250 nt
Organism: Thunnus maccoyii (southern bluefin tuna)
Lineage: Eukaryota; Metazoa; Chordata; Actinopteri; Scombriformes; Scombridae
Product: ladderlectin-like
Exons: 7
Coding region: 252-776 (174 amino acids)
Molecular function (GO): signaling receptor activity
Source: RefSeq, a predicted model, not a curated record
GGGACAGAGACGUUUAUGUUGCCACAUAAACCUUCAACUUUCUCGGUACACUUUAUCUGAUAAUGAUGUCUCAAUAUCUUUGUUUGUGCUCUCAGUUCUCUUUUUGUGAGCGAUGUCAAGAUAGUUAACGAUAUAUAAGAGAUGGUCUUUGUCUUGUGAAACACCUGCACAAAGGGUAGGCUGAAGCUACAGGCUGAGAAGAGCAGAUAAUUCGGCACCAGGCUAUUAUCAUCUUCAACAUCAUCUUCACCAUGAAGAUGCUGACUGUGGCUGCACUUAUUUGCACCAUUAUGGCUCUGACUACAGCUGAUGAUCCUGCAGAAGCCAAAAUCCAGAAUGACCAAACAGCAGAGACAGACCUAGUCAAAAGGAUAUUUUGGUGUUCCCGUGGCUGGACUAAGAUCAAUGGCCGCUGUUUCCGCUACGUUUCGGCACUAUUGCGUUGGGUUGAUGCUGAGAGACACUGCCAGGCCAUGGGUGGAAACCUUGCAUCAGUACAUAGCUAUGGGGAGUACUGUAAGAUUCAGAAGCUGAUAGUUAGUGCCUGUCACGGGUAUAGGCAGGUAUGGAUCGGAGGCUCUGAUGCACAACAGGAGAAAGUUUGGCUGUGGAGUAAUGGUAAGCAAUUCAACUAUCAGUACUGGUGUCGUGGAGAGCCCAAUAACGCCUGGGGCAGGCAGCACUGUCUGCAAAUGAAUUAUUCAGCUCGAAGGUGCUGGGAUGAUGAUAAGUGCUACAAAAAAAAGCCAUCUGUCUGUGUCAAGAACCUCUGGUGAUUCCUGACAUACAGGCAUGGAGUAGCACAAACACUGCUGGAGGUGUGUUUAUGUGCAUAUUUUCAAAACCAUCUGUCUUUGUAUUGAUCAGUCUAAUAUGACCUGAAGGCUCUAUAACUCAUAUUGUUUCAUAUUAUUAUUUCAUUUCUAUUGCUGUAACGCUACUUAAGGAAUGAAGCGACAAGUUACGUAAUCAGAAGCUGGACUGCCUCUCAGCCCUUGCGCCUUUAAUAAGAGCAGAUUGAAUGUGUUUUGAAAGAAUGCUUUUAGCACUUCAUUCUUUAGAGUGAACAAGAGCUGCAACUAAUGAUCAUUGUCAAUUGUUUUCUCGAUUAAUCAAUUAGUCAUUUGGUCAUCUAUUAAACGCCAGAAAAUGGUGUAAAAUGUUCCCAGCACCCAAGAUGCAUCCUCAAAUAUCAGUAAACAACCCAAAGAUAUUCACUGUUUUUUUACUAUCAUAGAAGACUUAAAAAA